Molecule: messenger RNA, 201 nt
Organism: Abrus precatorius (Indian licorice)
Lineage: Eukaryota; Viridiplantae; Streptophyta; Magnoliopsida; Fabales; Fabaceae
Exons: 1
Coding region: 1-201 (66 amino acids)
Source: RefSeq, a predicted model, not a curated record
AUGUGUUUGGUGUUUGUGUGUGACGAGGAAGAGAGGGUGUUGGGGAGGCAACAAGCACCAGGGGCAUGUCCUUAUUGUGGAGGGAUGGUUCAGGCCAUUGAUGUAGAGAUCCAAUGGAGGUUCUGUUUUCUGCCGUUUUGCUUUAAGACCAAACGUAGAUACUGCUGUUCCAUGUGCUCAAGGCGACUAAAGGUGGUGUAA